Medicago truncatula (barrel medic) is the source of this 3252-nucleotide messenger RNA. Its product is annotated as pentatricopeptide repeat-containing protein At5g06540. Gene Ontology annotation, biological process: RNA modification. Lineage: Eukaryota; Viridiplantae; Streptophyta; Magnoliopsida; Fabales; Fabaceae. The record is from RefSeq and is a predicted model, not a curated record. Gene Ontology annotation, molecular function: zinc ion binding; protein binding; RNA binding.
AUGUACAAAAUUAUAGCUAAGCUGUUAGCAAACAGAUUGAGAUUGGUGAUUGGUAGUGUGAUUUCUGAAACACAGUCUGCUUUUAUUAAGAAUAGACAGAUUCUUGAUGGUAUUCUUAUAGCCAAUGAGGUGGUGGAUGAAGCUAAAAAGUUUAAGAAAGAUCUUAUGUUGUUUAAGGUGGAUUUUGAAAAAGCGUACGACUCUGUUGAAUGGGAUUAUUUGAACUCGGUUAUGGAGAGAAUGUCGUUUCCUGUCUUAUGGAGAAAAUGGAUUAGAGAAUGUGUGGGUACUGCUACAGCUUCUGUGCUUGUUAAUGGUAGUCCUACUGAUGAAUUUCACCUGUGCAGGGGCUUGCGUCAGGGGGAUCCCUUGUCCCCUUUUUUGUUCCUCAUUGCGGCUGAGGGUCUUCAAACGUUGAUGAAAGUUAUGGUUGACAAUCAGUUGUUUACGGGUUGGGCUAAUGUUCGGGCUCUUCGUGCGACUCUUGCCAUUUUUGAGUUGAUGUCCGGUUUGAAAGUGAAUUUCAAUAAAAGCUUGUUGGUGGGUAUUAAUAUCUCUGAUUCUUGGUUGAGUGAGGCUGCCUCAGUGUUGAGUUGUAAAGUAGGUAAGAUUCCUUUUUUGUAUCUAGGUAUGCCUAUUGGGGGUAAUCCGCGGAGACUUUCGUUUUGGGAUCAUGUCGUGAAUCGUAUUAAAUCUAGAUUGUCGGGGUGGAAUAGCCGGUUUCUCUCGUUUGGUGGUCGCUUGAUCCUCCUGAAAGCCGUUUUGACUUCUCUGCCUGUUUAUGCUCUUUCCUUCUUUAAAGCUCCAACAGAUAGAUGGUUGUGGCUACCUGACCCUGUGGGGGGUUAUACUGUUCGAGGAGCUUAUGUUCUAUUAACAGAGGGUGCUCAUCCUCUUUUGGCCGAAGCAAUGGAGCUAGUAUGGCAUCGUCAGGUCCCCUUAAAGGUCUCGAUUUUUGCUUGGAGACUUCUCCGGGAUCGGUUACCUUCAAAAGCAAAUUUGGCAGCUCGUGGUGUUCUCAGUUCUGAGGCGACUCUUUGUGUUAUGGGUUGUGGUCAUGUUGAAACGGCCGAACAUUUAUUUUUAUUUUGCCCAAAUACUGUUUUGUUGUGGCAGCAGGUGCGCAAUUGGCUAGGUUCUAUGGGGGCGGAUCCGAAUAACCUUCAUGAUCACUUAGUGCAGUUUACUUACUUGACAAGUGUUGGUAAAGCUAAACGUUCUUUUCUGCAGCUAAUUUGGAUUCUGUGUACUUGGAUUGUGUGGAACGAACGUAAUAACCGCUUGUUUGGUAAUGUUGUAACGAACGUCCCAAGGUUAUUGGAUAAGUAUAUUAGUAGUAGACAGAAGAAGAAACUAAGAACGCAUAUUUUCUUCGACGUUUUUCCAUCAAGUCGAAUCAUUGCUUUCUGCAUUGAUCAUACUCCAAAAUUUCUACCUUAUGCCAUCAAAGUUUUCUCCAAUCCCAAUAUCUUCAUUUUCAACGCAUUGAUUCUUUUCAUUAUAAUAUAACAACGCAUUGGUCUUUUACCUUAUAAUAUAACAAACCCUUUUUUGGUUAAAGCUUGUGCUCAACUUGAAAGUUUGAAAAUGGGUAUGCAAGUUCAUGGUCAAGUAGUGAAGUAUGGUUUUGGAAGUGAUUUUCAUGUUCAACGGUCGCUUGUUUGUAUGUAUGGUUGUUUAUGUGAUUUAAUGGCUGCAAAAUGCAUUUUUAAGAUGAUGGGUCGAUUUGAUGUUGCUUCUUGGACUUGUAUGAUUAAGGGUUAUUUUAAAUGUGGUGAUGUUGAUUCUGCACGUAAACUGUUUGAUAGAAUGCCUGUGAAAAAUUUGGUGACUUGGAGUACUAUGAUUAACGGUUAUUUGCGGAAUAAUUGUUUUGAUAAAGCUGUUGAAAUAUUUGAGAUUCUUAUAGAUGAAGGGUUGGUGGCUAAUGAGGUUGGUGCGGUAUCUGCUUGUGCUCAUUUAGGUGCUCUUGCGGCUGGGGAGAAAGCUUAUGAGCAUGCGAUUAGAAUUAAUUUGGAUUUGAAUGUGAUUCUUGGGACGGCGAUCGUUGAUAUGUAUGCAAGAUGUGGGAAUGUUGAGAAAGCUGUCCGGGUUUUCGAGGAAAUGAAAGAGAAGGAUGUAAUUAGUUGGACAAGUUUGAUUUCUGGAGUAGCUAUGCAUGGUUAUGCAGAGGAAGCGCUUGAGUAUUUUUAUGUAAUGGUGAAAAAUGGGAUAGUUCCUAGAGAUAUUACUUUUACAGCGGUUUUGAAAGCUUAUAGUCAUGGAGGGCUGGUAGAAAAGGGUCAAGAAAUAUUUGAAAGCAUGAAAAGGGAUUAUAGGUUAGAGCCGAGAUUGGAACAUUAUGGAUGUAUGGUUGAUCUUCUUGGAAGGGCAGGAAAGUUGGAAGAGGCGGAGAAUUUUAUUCUUGAAAUGCCUAUAAAACCAAAUGCUCCAGUAUGGGGAGGAGCAUUGCUAGGAGCCUGCAGGAUUCACAGAAAUGUUGAAGUUGGAGAAAGGGUUGGAACGAUUUUGAUUGAGAUGAAACCAGAACAUAGUGGUUAUUAUGCGUUGCUGUCGAACAUAUAUGCGCGUACAAACAAGUGGAAAGAUGCUACUGUCAUGAGAAGAUUAAUGAAGGAAAAAGGGGUUAGAAAACAACCUGGAUAUAGUCUCAUUGAGAUAGACGGAAAAACUCAUGAGUUUACAAUUGGAAAUAAAAGACAUCCAGAAAUAGACAAAAUAGAAAGAAUGUGGGAAAAAAUACUGCAAAAAAUAAAGUUAGCAGGGUACAUGGGAAAUACUAGUGAGGCAUUGUUUGACAUAGAUGAGGAGGAAAAAGAAGAUGCACUUCACAGGCAUAGUGAGAAACUGGCCAUUGCCUAUGGAAUUAUGAAGAUUCAAGCUCCUGGGACUAUUCGGAUUGUGAAAAACUUGCGUGUCUGUGAAGAUUGUCACACAGCUACCAAGUUUAUCUCGAAGGUUUUUGAUGUAGAGUUAAUUGUGAGAGAUAGAAACAGAUUUCAUCAUUUUAAAAAGUAUCAUGUUUGCAUUGGUUUCAACAACAUUUUGACUUUUAAAAAGUUAAAUUUAUCACUUUUCACCAUUUUCCAAUACUAUAAUUCUAUUUUUAUCUCCUUAUCCAAUGCCCCAAGGGCAAUGGUUAGCAAUCUCCUUUUAAAAAUGGUGUAUGUUCUUGUAUGGAUUACUGGUAAGAGAGGUAUGCAAUUUCUAAGUUUCAGAGAUGCAUUGCAAAUGGAAGGAAGGAAGAUGUAG